Messenger RNA from Neodiprion virginianus, 4161 nucleotides. RefSeq names its product hemicentin-2-like. The record is from RefSeq and is a predicted model, not a curated record. Bases 1310 to 2275 code for a protein of 321 amino acids. Lineage: Eukaryota; Metazoa; Arthropoda; Insecta; Hymenoptera; Diprionidae. The transcript has 8 exons. Gene Ontology annotation, biological process: synapse organization. Gene Ontology annotation, cellular component: neuron projection membrane.
GGUUGCUUCGUACGCACCUUCGCGCGUCAAAUUUAUCCGAAUCGCAUUAAGAUCGAGGAAAGGAAGGGGCGCGGGAGAGGGAGUAUCGUUGCCCGAAGCGACGCUGUUUGUUGUUCUCGAGCCACUCGCCCCUCAACUUCGCGCAAUUAUCGUUUCUAUGCGUACGGAUGCGAACGGAUACGGUAUUCAAUGCAUUUCUGCAUCGAAGUAACAACGAUUUUAAAGAUGAUUAACGUUCGAUACGCGUAUACCGAUUACUGUGAAAGUAGUUUCACGUUCAUUUUAACCGUGCUGUAUUAGUGAAUUGCAACGUUACUCUAUGCAGUAGUUGUAAUACUUUCUUACGUAAGAAGAGAAAAUGAAAUCCAAAGUUUUUCCCUCAACUAAUGACAACUAAAGAAAAGUUUUAUUUAAUUUUUAUUUUGUUUCAAAUGUAAGUAAAGAGUUGCCUUCUCUAAACUUACCGGCGUCCCCGUUAUAUAGUGUAUUGAGUUACCAGUUAAAGUUUACGACACGUCAAAGGUAAAAGUGUGCCGUGGUAGAAGCAGUUUAAUCAAAUGAAUUUAAUUAAAGCGAUUCAAGUAAUAACUAUAUAUUCUCUAAUCGAGUGAUCCGGCUUAAUUGUUACGUUACGGUGCUGAUGGCUAAAUUUGCAUUUAAUGGAUUAUAAAGACCUGCGAAAUUUGACUCUUCGGCUUGAUUCAAUUGCCCGUAAAAUUAUUAAAUUGUCAUCCAUAACGGCGACUCCUGUUUCAAAUCUUCUUGGCUCCUUCCUCGCGUUGUUACCGACUCUAAAGCCCCUUGAAAACCGUCUUAGGCAUAUCGGAGUGACUGCUACAGGAUUAACGUGGCGUGCCACAAGUUUUCUAAAGUGUUUUAAAAAAGUUUUAUACAGGAAAGAUGAACGUCCUGAUGGUGACGGGCAAUAAAAAUCGCUCCAUUAUGUGCAUAAAUAACUUGUAAAACAAUUUCGAAAACCGUAUUUUCAGUGUUACCCAGCCCCGCGGUUCGAGAGCUCACUCCCUUAACUUUGGCCGUGUCAGUUGGCGAUAAUUAAAGGCCAUCAACGAGCGGUGAUUAAUCAGUUUAAUUAGUGACUAACGUAUGGUUUUACUAAAUAUAAUAUACAAUUAUAAAGUAUAUCGUAAUAUCUAAUUGAGAAUCGUGCUGUUUAAACAAGUGAUACGACAACUGGGAUUUGGUUAAACGAAAGUGUGUUUUACCAGCGAAGUGAGAAAAUUCUGUGUUUCAAAGGGAGACCGGAACACGGUGGCAUACAAAGUUUCGGACUGAACAUGGACGAGUAAGAAUGAUUGGAAUGAGUCUGCUGAACGUCGCCCUAGCGGUGCUAGGAGUAACGCAACUUCUCCGAGCUGAAGCACUGCAGGGAACGGGGUCAGGCUCAGCGUUGGCGUCACCGACGGCAAAGAGCACAGCCGGUUCAAGCCUGGCGAGUGUCGUGGCCGGAAGCAGCAAGCCGACUAGAAUCUCAGACAAGCCCUACUUUGACGACAUUUCGCCUAGGAACGUGACGGCGAUAGUCGGGCAGACGGCGAUCCUGAGGUGUCGCGUCAAACACCCCGGCGACCGUACGGUCUCGUGGAUGCGUAAAAGAGAUCUCCACAUCCUGACGUCAGCAAUCUUCACUUACACAGGCGACGCGAGGUUCGCCGUUUUACACCCGGAGUCUUCGGACGACUGGGACCUCAAAAUCGAAUAUGUCCAGCCAAGGGACGCCGGGAUCUACGAGUGCCAGGUUAACACUGAGCCGAAAAUCAACUUGGCGAUUCUCCUUAGCGUUGAAGAAAGUGCCCCUGUCCCCGCCACCGCGCCCAACGCCAUUCACCGGACCUUCAACUCAGCUGCUCAGGCGAAGAUUUCUGGACCAGAAGACGUUUACGUGAAAAAGGGCAGCACCAUCAGCCUCACGUGCACCGUCAACGUUCACAGCACACCGCCGAGCAGCGUUUCAUGGCAUCACGGUGUUGCAAUCGUCGACUUUGACAGUCCGAGCGUUCAUCACAGGGGCGGCGUGUCACUGGAGACCGAGAAGACGGAGAGCGGCACAACCAGCAAGCUCCUGGUGACCCAGGCGAGGCUGAGUGACAGCGGAAAUUAUACUUGCAUUCCAAGCAACGCGAAUCCAGCGAGCGUCAUGGUUCACGUGCUGAAUGGUGAACAUCCCGCCGCGAUGCAACACGGCGGAAGCUGCGGGGUAACGCCAACGCUGCUUUUGGCGACCAUGACGUUGCUGGUUGCGAAUUUUCUGAGGUGAGCAAUCUCUAAAUAAACGAUCAUGACGCGAUCGGUUAUAAAAGUCACGACGGUUUGAACAAAGCGUGUCAAGUGUAUGAGAUAAUGAAAAAUCAAGGAACCGGAAGCGAAGUGUGUUCGCCGACGAUAACAAUGGACAUAUAAACAAUGAACGCGUUGCUAAAUCGGUCCUAAAGUGAUCCUGACUAUGAAGCGAUUAUUUGUUACACAGUGAAAAGUCACGCUGAACAAUCGAUAUAAGAAAGAUAUUGCGAAACAGUGACAUUUUUCUAUAAUUAAAAUUGAAUAGAUGAAUAAAUAAAUCAAACGAAUAUAAAAUAUAAUGAAUAAACUAAAAUUUACAAAAAAUACUAAUCCCCCUCCCAGAUUUUAACAGAAAGUGCUACACCUUGGGAAUUGUACGUACGCGUUAAGGAUAUGAAGUUGUACUUAUGUGGUAUGAUUUAGGAUAGAUUAUAAUUUCAUCGAGAUAACAUAACUACGUAGCUAAUACCGUUUGUACACGUAACAUAACCUGGGGGUAUCCGGCAGAGUCGUACUGCGAAUAAAGGAAUGUGAAUUACAGGCAUGUACGCAUGUAGGGUACCCGGGUCGUAUGAAACCCGAGGUAGAAGGCAUCCGGUUGGAAAUUUUUAUGUAUAAUGAAGAAGUUGGUUCACGGUUUGAGUCAGGCAUUAAGCGCUCUGUAUCGGUGGAAAUUCCCGACGGGUUUCCGCCCGAGGCCGAAAGGAACAAUUUCGAAUGAUUAAGAUUCUUGGAAGUAAAUAGUAGCUACCCUGUUAUACCUUACCAAGAAACGAUCGGCAAACGUUGAGAGGUGAAAUUUUACGUGCGGGUGAAGGUGUAGGUAGUUUUCCGUAUUUUAACGCUCGUAUAAUACGGCAGAAAUGUCAGGACUUUGUAUAACACACGCACGGUCUUUCGUUCUUUGUUAUACUAGACAUUGUUAACUUUCGUUGAUUCAAAACGGAACCGAUGUUCUUCGUUCGAACAACGAUCGGUAUAAGCUGAGAAUAAAAUCCUAACUAUGCAAUUCCGUAAAGAGAAACGAGAAAAUACUCACCCUUGUUCGUUAAUAAGAAAUUUCAUCACAUUAUCUUCCCGCGAUCAAACUGUCGAAUAAUUGAUGGCAUGAAGAAAAGAAGAAAAGAAAAAAAAAACAAUCAAACGAACGUUUCUGUUAUUAUGUAAUAGAGCGGUUGAAUUAGGACGAAAUCAACUAGUUGUAUAACUGUUGUAUAUUAAAUACUGUAAUAAAAUUUAAGCAUGAAUGACAAGGUGUGUAUUUAGUAUUAACACUGAUUUGAUAUUGAUAAACUCAUGGCCUAAGGGAGAUUAAUUUUUGAAAGUUAUUAUCGUUCGAAGCCGAAAAUAACGUGAAGACAACAAGAGAAUACCGAAUCAAUUAUAUUGAUUCUGAACAGAUCAACCUUGUACCUUACGGUAAUGCGAAAAGUACUUUUGCCUGUUAAAAACUAGAUUUCAACUUCGAAUAGCCAUAUAAUAAUUUACAUAGAAAUAAAUAUAUUUACUGUAUGGUAGAUAAAAGAAAAAUAAUAAUAAUAAUAAUAAUGAUAUAUUGUUAAGUCAAGUCGUUGAAAUAUUUCAUAUAUGAAAUAGAAAAAUAAAAGAUGCAACAAAAAAAGUAAAUGACAAAAAAAAAACUAGGUUUAUAACACCACUGCGUAGAAAUUAAAGAAGUUUUCAUCACCUCCGUUUCGUUCCUUAUUGAUUUUUCACGUUUUCCUCUCUCUCUCUCUGUCUCUCUUUCACCCCUCACAACAUUUUACGAAAUGUGUCAAUCAGUUUUUCUACAUCACAUUUAGUCACUGCGAAAUGACAAUAUUUCAAAAAAAAAAAAAAGAAAACAAAAAAAAAAAAAAACAA